Sipha flava (yellow sugarcane aphid) is the source of this 711-nucleotide messenger RNA. Its product is annotated as protein ANTAGONIST OF LIKE HETEROCHROMATIN PROTEIN 1-like. NCBI's taxonomy places the organism in Eukaryota, Metazoa, Arthropoda, Insecta, Hemiptera, Aphididae. The transcript is spliced from 3 exons. The annotation marks the transcript as partial. The record is from RefSeq and is a predicted model, not a curated record.
AUGGAACCAGAUGAAGUUUUUUCCUUCAGUUCUUUAACCUAUUUAUACCUAAAACAAAAACGGACUAAAAGGGAACUGUUGCAACAUUGGGUUCAUCCAAUAAAUUGUGAACGAUAUACAAAUGGUCAUUACGUGAAGUUGUACUAUAAACUUCGAGAAGAUUCGUCAAAAUUUUUUAACUACUUCCGCAUGUCUGUAAGAUCAUUUGAUGAACUUUUACUGUGCAUCAAAAAUGAUAUUCAGCUACAAAAUACCAAUAUGCGAUUAGCCAUACAGCCCGAAGAAAUGUUGGUGAUAACUUUGAGAUACCUCGCUUCAGGGUGCAGUUUUAAAGAACUACAUUAUAACUAUCGGAUUGGGAGAAGUACUGCAAGUGAAGUCGUCAGAAAAGUAUGCAAAAGUAUUUGGAACAGAUUAAAAGAAAUAUGCAUUCCCAUCCCUGAUCAGGCUAUGUGGCUUAAAAUUGCCAAAGAAUUCAAUGAAAGAGCAAAUUUUCCAAACUGCUUAGGUGCUGUUGAUGGAAAACAUAUCCUAAUCAUAAAACCGGAAAGAAAUGGUUCAUUAUAUAUGAAUUAUAAGCAUUACUUUUCCAUUGGACUGCUAGCUAUUGCCGACGCAAACUAUAAGUUCAUUUAUGUAGAUUUUGGAUCUUAUGGAAAAGAUUCAGAUUCAACUAUCUUUAAAAACUCGGCACUUUGGGAAAAUUUGAAA